UUCAGUCAGGUGCACGUCCUCGUCAUCCGCCCACCACGUCUUGUCCUUAACGUCAAGUAGCCUACGUUACAGGUGCGUCUGUGUGUGCGAUCCCACACCGCUAGAACUUCUGCAGAGACAGGCCUUAACAUCAGCCUCAUUCACUCCAGGGACCAGUAAGAUGCGGCGUUAACGCGGACUUCGUUCGGACUCUGCGAUGAACUUUAAGUGGAUUGUGAAACGGUUUCUUAUCUCGUUUUCAAUCUGCCAGUUCCUGAUUUCCGUGGUUCAAAGCCAGCUUUCAGACACUGAAGGACGACUACAGAGGAGGACUAAUGCACUUCGGAGGAAACGGGAUCUCCUCGGGGAGGAGAAGUUCAGAUCGCUUCUGGCUGAGGAGGCUCUCCCUCGCAGCGCGCUACACAACUACACAGCCCGGGACGCCUCUUCAGAGUACUGCGGCUGUCUCAACGGAGGCUGGUGUCUGGAUGGAGGAGUGUGUGACUGUGCCCAGUUCCAGGCAGUGGGAGACCGCUGCCAGAUGAUACCCAACCUUGGCCGAGACAGAGAUGGGAUCUGCCGCUCCUGGGGCCAGCACCACUAUGAAACCUUUGACGGAAUCUACUUCUACUUCCCCGGGACCUGCUCCUACAUCCUGGCCCAGGACUGCCACUCGGCCGUGCCGCAGUACACCGUCUGGGUGCACAACAGCCGAGUGUGCGAGGGCAGUGUGUACUCGUGCCCACGUGCCCUCAGCCUUUUCUUCCCCAACGAGGAAGAGAUCCACAUCUCAGGAUAUCAGGUCCACCAGGGAGGCCGAAGGUUGAGCCUGCCUCAGACCAUAGGCGGAGUGUUCAUCGAGCGUCUGGCCGACUACCUGCUGGUGAAGAGUGUGUUCGGCUUCUCCUUGGCCUGGGACGGGGGGUCUGGGGUCUACCUGAAGAUGAGUGAGGAGCACCAGGGCGCCCCCUGUGGCCUGUGUGGGAACUUCAACCAUGUGGCCAGAGAUGACCUCACCACUGCCCACGGCACGAGGACAGAGGAGCCGGUGGUGUUUGGUAACAGCUGGGCGGUGGACCUGCCUCACGAGGCCUCCUGUCCCUCGGUGGAGCUGGACUUCAACGGGCCCUGCCAGUCGGAGUCUGACAUGGAUGACGCCAUAGAGAAGUGCAGUGCUCUCCUCUUCUUUCCAUUUCUGUCUUGUCACGAGAACAUCGACCCCAACCCCUUCGUAGCGAGCUGUGUCUCGGACCUCUGUGUAUCUGAUGAUGAGGAAAUAUUUUGCCGGACCUUGGUGGAGUACACGCGAGCGUGCUCUCAUGUGGGCUACCCGGUCCGAGAGUGGAGGGACAGCUUUCCUUCCUGCAAUGACGGCUGUGAGGAGAGCUUCGUCCACAGGGACUGCAUCAGCUGCUGCCCACCAACGUGUACUUUUGAGAAGGAGUGCCUGGGGACCAACCUGCACUGUCUGGACGGCUGCUACUGUCCUGAUGGCCUGAUUCUGCAGAACGGCACGUGCAUCGCCGUGGCUCAGUGUCCCUGUGUCUACCACGGGACGUCCUACACACAGGGACACGUGCUGGAGCAGGGCUGUAGCGUCUGCGUUAACCGGCCGUAUGCUCCUGUUGCAGUGUGGUGCAUGGGGGGGGUGUGGAACUGCACUGACAACAACUGUACAGCUGAGUGCUCGGUGGCGGGGGACGUGUUUGUGACGACGUUCGACGGCCGGAUGUUCCUCCAGCCGGGGGUGUGUCAGUACGUCCUGGCCAAGAGCCACCGCAGCAGCCGCUUCACCGUCACGCUGCAGUACGCCACCUGCGCCGAGAAGGCGUGUGUCCAAUCUGUAACCGUGGUGUUGGACGAGGACGUGAGCCGUCAGGUGACCUUGACCAGAGAGGGGGAGGUGCUCAUCGUCAACCCAGCACCUGUUCUGCCCUUUAGAGACGACUCUGUGGAGGUGACGAGGCUGACCCCCGUGUUCACGCUGCUGAAGGCAGGCAUCGGCCUCCGCCUGCAGUAUGACGGCCACGGCGGGCGGGUAUAUCUCCAACUGGACAGCCAAUGGCGUGGCUCCACCCUCGGCCUCUGUGGAACCUUCAACGGAAACCUCAGAGACGACUUUCUCUCUCCAGCAGGCAUGAUAGAGGGGACUCCACAGCUCCAUGCUAACGCCUGGAAGGUGUCGUCUGCCUGCGUAGCUCCAGUCAACCAGCCCAUCAUAGACCCAUGUGAGAUGAACCAGCACAAUGCGUUCUACGCGUCGCUGUGCGAUGUGAUCCUGGGCAGCGUGUUCUCCCAGUGCCACGCUUACGUCAGCCCUAACGUCCUAACCAGCAAGUGCCGCUACCAAGGCCUGUCGCUGGUGGCAACAGCUGGUCUGUGCACGGCGCUGGCCCACUACGCCUACCUCUGCUCCAAGCACGGCGUGCACGCCGACUUCAGGACCCACGUCUCCGAGUGCGGCGUGGUGUGUCUCGGAGGUAUGAUGUACCACUCCUGCGUGUCCACCUGCGGGCGCUCCUGCCGGGCUCUGUCCAGCCCAGAGACGUGUAACCAUGACGACUGCGCCGAGGGGUGUGGCUGCUCAGAGGGCAGCUUCUAUGAUGAGAUGCGCCAGCGCUGUGUUCAGCAGUCUCGCUGCCACUGCUUCUCCAUGGGCGGGGUGUCUCUGCCCGGGGAGGUCAGCUUCAGCGCGUCCGGCCCCUGCCUCUGCAGAAACGGGCAGAUGGAGUGUGUGCCAGAAGAAAGAGAGCCAGAUCGGACGGACACGCAGGUGUGUCCUGAGGGCAAGGUGUACCACAGCUGUGGAGAGCAGAGAGGGGGCGUGUCCUGUGAGCCCACCUGUCGUAACCUGAUGUUGAACCUGACCUGUCCCCCCAACGCGCCCUGCAUCCCUGGCUGUGUCUGCCCUCCUGGCUUGGUCCUCCACCACGGAGAGUGUUUCUACCCAGAGAGCUGCCCCUGUGUGUGGCUGGGUCUGGAGUACCUUCCUGGUGAAGCAGUGGACACACCCUGCUACAAGUGUGUCUGUCACCGGGGCUUCUUCAACUGCAGCUACCUGCCCUGUCCGGCGGUGUGCACUGUGUACAGCGACCGACACUACCACACCUUCGACGGGCUGGAGUACGACUACCCCUCCGACUGUCAGGUCUACCUGAUGAAAGGCCUAGGAGAGGCAGAGGUGUCCAUUGUGGCCCAAAACAAAGACUGCUAUGAGAGCGGCAUUGUCUGCAUGAAACUGCUGGUCAUUCACGUUGGCCUCACCAAGAUCUACUUCACAGACAACUCAGGCAACCCUAGCCCCUCCACAGUGGUGGGCCGUGGCUUUGACUUUGAGCUGUGGAAGGCGGGCUACUACACCGUAGUCCACUUCUCUGGCCAGGACCUGACCAUCCUCUGGGACCGCAAGACCACGGUGCACAUCAGAGCGGGGCCUCAGUGGAAGGGCCUGCUGAGCGGACUGUGCGGGAACUUUGACAGCGUGACCGUGAACGACAUGACCACUUCCAGCCACUUGGAGGUGAACAACGCACAGAGCUUUGGAGACAGCUGGACCCUGGGUCAGUGUGAGAGUGAGUACGUAGUCAAGCGACCGUGUGAAGGGGACUUGGGACGACAGCCAUAUGCCAAGAGGGAGUGUGCACUGCUCUACAGCGACGUCUUUGCACCUUGUCACAAUGUGGUGGAUGUGACCUGGUUCUAUAGGAACUGCCUUACAGACACGUGUAACUGUAACCGUGGGGGGGACUGUGAGUGUCUGUGCACCUCCAUCGCUGCCUACGCACACAAGUGCUGCCAGCAGGGGGUCACCAUACACUGGAGGUCCCCCUCUGUCUGCCCCUACGAUUGUGAAUACUAUAAUCAAGAGCUGGGGGACGGGCCCUUCUCCCUGGUGAGUGCUGCGUACAACGACACGGUGCUCGGGGCCAACUACUCCAGCGGCUCAGUGUUCCCCCUGCUGAGGGAGCGCCCCGGGGCGCUCCCUCCACCCAGCCUGCUCUUCAACUUCAUGGUCACCGCCGCCCUGCAGAAGGACCGGGCCUCACGCGUUCCCAUGGUGUCCCUGGAGUCGGCAGAGAGACCUAACUACUUCCUGGUUGUGUCGGGGCGCAGCCACCUCCAAUUGGAGCGCUGGGCUCGAGGGGCGGAGUUUGGCCGCAGGGGAACGUUCAUCCAGCACCAGGGACUGUUCGUGCCGGGCCACACCUCCUUCGAGCUGCUCAGCCAACCGGGCUUCUUCCUGACGCUGACGCGCACGGCGGCCCGAGUCCAGAGAUACGACAACACAGCGGGCUUCAGAGCCAGCAGCAGCUUCACCCUGCAGGAGAGCAGCUUCGUCAUCCCGUACCGCAUGAUGUGUGAGUGGCGCUACCAGGCCUGCGCCAGCCCGUGCGUCCACACCUGCAACGACCCCAGAGCCACGCGCUGCCACUUCCUGCCGCCUGUAGAGGGCUGCUUCCCCCGCUGUCCCCAGAACAUGGUCCUGGACGAGGUCACCAGGAGGUGUGUCUACAUCGAGGACUGUGUGACCCUCCCGCCGACCCCGACUCCUUUCGCGUACGUGACCCGGUCCAACAGAACCACUACAGCCCCGCCCACCUCCGACCCCACCACCGCCUCCACCACAUGCAGCCACCACAACCGCCACACGCGCCACCACCACCACCACCCCCACCCGCACAACCACCACCAGAGCAUCCACCAGAGGGACCAGCACACCCUCCCCGCCCACCACUGCAAGACCAACCACCACCACGCUCACCCUCCCUCCAGUCCCACAGGGAUGACCACCACCACCACCACCACCACCAUCACCAGCCGUACCGGAGCAACCCCAGGAAUCACUCAUGCCGUAACCACGGGGACGGCCCCCUCCUCCGCCCGGAUAACAACAACAACACCAGCUGCCGGCCCCGCCCAUUACCCCACCUCCGCACCGACCACACCCGACGCCGGAGCCAGGCCGGUUGCGACGACGGCCGGCCCCUCUGUGGCCCCCUCCAGCCCCUCCUCCCCGCCCCCACCCUCCCACAGCACCACCCUCGCUCCGUCCCCGACCCCGUCGGAAGCCACCGUCACCACACCCGGCUACACCUCUCGUCCGGUUACCACCGCCGCCGCCACGGCAACCCCACCACAGCCACGCCCCCUCCACACGAUCGGCACCACAGAGACACGCCCCGUGGACACGACGGCCGGCGUCGCCGCGACGACCACGCCGGCACGGCUCGGCACCCACGCAUCUCCGGCCGAGUCUGUCACCACGGUGAUGUCCAGGAGCCCUGAGACCUCUACCGCGGUCGGAGAGGUGUCGACCACCGCCCGUCCCUCCGUCCUACCGACCACGCCCUGUACGCCACCGUACUCGUACCGCUUGGACGAGUGUGCCGAGCUGAUCUGCUUCAACGGGGAGCUGCUCCUCCACAACGCCUCGCUCCACUGCCGCUACAACACCAGCCAGCCCCACUGCAGCCUGCUGGGCCUGCCGCUGCUCAGCAACACAGACCCCUGCUGCCCCCUGUGGCAGUGCCCUUGCCGCUGCUCCGUCAUGUCCGACCUGCGUGUCAUCACCUUCGACGGGAACAACGUGGCUCUGUACGACAACGGCUCCUACAUCCUGGUCCAGCUGCCCAGAGAGACCAUCAUCGGCACAGUGGAGAAGUGUCCCACCAGCCAGAGCGUUAACUCCAUCCGACGGCCUGGUCCCAGUGGCCCGUCAGGCCUGUGCUUCAUGAAGCUGAACAUCACCACCUCCACCUACCGCAUCCUCAUCAACCGGCUGGACCGCAAGGUCUUGGUGAACUACCGGCCGGCCAAGCUGCCGUUCUCCCGCCAGUCUCUGCACAUGGACGACACGGGCAGCAUGUACCUGCUGCAGACCCCCGGGGGGGUCGGCAUCCAGUGGUACCACAGCACCGGCAUCAUGGUGCUGCAGUACACCGCCCCCCGCAACGAGACGGGACACACCCGCGGCCUGUGUGGCUGCUGUGACGGGAACCCGGCGGAUGACCUGAAGCUGCCCAACGGCACGGUGGUGCGUGAGCUGACGGACAUGAGGCUGUUCCUGCAGGCCUGGAAGGUGCAGACGUCGGACGAGACGGAGCACAUGCGGCGGGUGGGGGACAACUGCACCACGGGGGACUGCUCCAUGUGCCUCUCCAUGCUGCGGCAGAGAGCCUUCACACCCUGCCACAGCAAGGUGUCCCCAGAGCAGUUCUGUGACAUCAUGUGGGCGGGGGACCUCCACUAUAAAGACCACCAGUGCGACUUCAUGGCAGCGUACGUGGCAGUCUGCUACACACACAGCGUCUGCAUCAGCUGGAGGAGACACAACUUCUGCCCGUUGCGGUGCCCCCCCGGUAAGGAGUACCAGUCCUGUGUGAGCACGUGCACGACGCGCACCUGCCUGAACCGCGAGUACUACGAGGAGACCACCUGCUCCCACGUCCGCGAGGAGUGUGUGUGCCGCGCUGGGACCAUCCUGCACCGCGCAGACUCCUCCUACUGCGUGACAGAGGACCGCUGCGUGUGCACGGACAACGAGGGCCGGCCCCGGGCCCCUGGCGAGGUGUGGAACGGCUCCCUGCGCGGCUGCUGCCUCAACCAGUGCCUGGCCAACGGCUCGGUGGUGGCCGUGGAGCCCGACUGCAGCACCAGCCCCGCCCCUCUGUGCGAGAGGGAGGGGGAGUACGUUCUGGACGUCCUGGAGGAGGGGGUCUGCUGCCCCAAGAAGAUCUGUGAGUGCAAUAUGACCAUCUGUGGGAGCGAGGCCCCGCCCUGCGACAACGGUAACCGCCUUGUGAUUGGCUACAGCGCUCUGUCCUGCUGCCCGGACUACAGAUGUGAGUGCGACCCUUUAGCCUGUCCCCUGGUGUCUGCCCCGGACUGCAGGGAGGAUCAGUUCCUCGUGGAAGUGAGGGAUGAGAGCCCAUGCUGCUACUCAUACCUGUGUGUGUGUGAGUCCUGCAUUGAGCCCCUCCCAAACUGCUCCCGUGGAGAAAUGUUGGCUGUUGUAUUAAACACGACAAGCAGAUGCUGUCCGCAAUACCACUGUGUGUGCGAUGUGAACCUCUGCCCUGGACCACCAGAGAGUUGUGAUCCUGGUCUCUCAUUGGUCCGGACGGCGGUCCCGGGUCAAUGCUGCCCCCAGCAGCGCUGUGAGUGCCAAUGUGACAGCUCUACCCCCGUUUGCCAAGUGGGGGAGCUCCUGGUGGAGGUGCCUGACGCCAGCACGCACUGCGGCUGCCCUCUGCAUGCAUGUCAAAAGGGAGAGGUGUGUGUUUUCCAGGGUGUGACAGUGCUGGGCCCGGGUCAGUCUCUGGUCCAGUACUUUGAGGCAGACCUGUGCUACACCGUCCACUGCCUGCACAAUAAGGACCGAGACACUGGCUUCCACUCCAUGGAGAUUGCCUCAGUCAACUGCUCCCAGAGAUGUGGUCCACACCAGGUGUAUGUGGCAUCCUCCGACCCCCAGGUUUGCUGUGGUUCCUGUAGGAAUGUCUCCUGUAGCCACAGCAGCGACAACGGAACCACAGAGCUGUUCACUGCGGGGAGUUCCUGGGUGGAGAACUGCACACGCUAUGACUGUAUGGAGACAUCUGUGGGCGCAGUGGUCCUCGCUUCUGGAGUGGUCUGCCCGCCCUUCAACGACACAGACUGUGUUCAAGGUGGCGGGGUGGUGCAGAGCUACGUGGACGGCUGCUGCAAAACAUGCAAAGAGGACGGAAAGACCUGCAAGCGUGUGGCCAUUCGCACCACCAUCCGAAAAGAUGACUGCAGGAGCAAUGCCCCGGUGACGGUGUAUUCCUGCGAUGGCAAAUGUCCGUCGGCCACCAUAUUUAACUUCAACAUCAACAGCCACGCCAGGUUCUGUAAGUGCUGCCGGGAAAGUGGACUUCAGACGCGGACGGUUACACUCUACUGCUCCCGCAACGCCACCCUGGUCGACUACAACUUCCAAGAGCCUCUGGACUGCUCUUGCCAGUGGAAUUAGCUGCAGAGUUUGUACAGAUUAAGAGAUGUAACAUGUGCAAAAGGAUAGACAUAUGGACAGGAUGUGGGUGUGGGGCUAUAGGUAUUAAAAACAGCCAUGUUUUGUAUUUGUUGUACGUGUCACUACCACUAACAGAGACCUAGAUACUUAAGCACUUUAGUCUCGUUUAUCUUAUGAGUUGUUUUUCUAUUCAUCUUUGUAGUGCUUCCAACCACGAUGAAAUUAACAUAUUAUUUUAAAGUAUAUGCACAGAUUAUUUGAUUUUAUGGAGCAGAUGAAGGCCAUUACUUUCUAUUGUAAACGUAUUGCUUUUAAGUAUCAUGCUUCUGCAUUCAAACCCUCUCAGUGUAUUUCCUGGCUUCCUUUCAACUGCAUAAAUUGUGUACUGAUAUUGUGUGUCAGGGCUCCUGUCCUUGGGGAAGUUCAUUGAAUCAUUACUAAGGGCUACGUUUUUCUUCUCUGCAGAAUCUGUUUUUGGACAUGCAUAGGUAAAUAAAACAUUCA
Messenger RNA from Gadus morhua (Atlantic cod), 8476 nucleotides. It is a transcript of the gene otogl, whose product is annotated as otogelin-like. Lineage: Eukaryota; Metazoa; Chordata; Actinopteri; Gadiformes; Gadidae. The record is from RefSeq and is a predicted model, not a curated record. Gene Ontology annotation, molecular function: alpha-L-arabinofuranosidase activity. Gene Ontology annotation, biological process: L-arabinose metabolic process. Gene Ontology annotation, cellular component: extracellular matrix.